Messenger RNA from Spirodela intermedia, 780 nucleotides. NCBI's taxonomy places the organism in Eukaryota, Viridiplantae, Streptophyta, Magnoliopsida, Alismatales, Araceae. The record is from the annotation of a GenBank genome assembly.
AUGAAUGAAUCGAUGUCGGCCUUCUCUCGUCGACAGACGUACAGCAAUGGCGGGGGGAUGAGCUUCAGCGGGAGCACCAUUCACCUUCCUUUCGAGAGGCUACUGAGCGUCGGGGAAGAAGACCGCCGGCAGAAGCUCUCCAGGUACAGGAAGAAGAAGACGAAGAGGAACUUCGGCCGGAAAAUCAAGGUGAGCAACGGACAGUUUGCUAGCUCUCUCUGCAACUCCGACGCCCGAUUAUCGCUAUCGCCCCCCUCCCCGUCCUCCCUUCGAUUUUUUCUUCUUAUGGGGAGAGAAAUCUAGCGACCUGAUCAUCGACAGGGGAAAAUUUCCAUAUAAUUCACUAAAUGAAAACAACCUAAAACAAAAAGUCAAACAGUUUCACUUGGCAGUUUGCUGUACAGCCGCAAAUUGGAUCUUCUCUCCUUUAUUCGCCAUCUGUACUUCAAUUAUGGGGGACGGUCACAGACUCGGACACAGACACAGAGAGAGAGAGAGGGGAGACGUGCCACGUGGCGAAAAAACGAAGCUUUCGCCUUCUGCUCCCUAUGAUACACUGACCGCUUAACUGCAUAUAGAACUCCAUUGAUUUCAUGACAAGUGCCACCGUGUCUUACGCCUCUCUCUCUCUCUCUCUCUCUCUCUCUCUACUCGCAGUACGCUUGCAGGAAGGCUCUGGCAGACAGCCAACCGAGGGUGAGGGGGCGGUUCGCCAAGACGGAGGAUCCCGAACCGCCGGCGUCCAGCAAACCCGUUUCUCCUGUGCCGACAAACAUGUAA